Chrysoperla carnea is the source of this 2279-nucleotide messenger RNA. It is a transcript of the gene shop, whose product is annotated as sulfite oxidase, mitochondrial. The transcript has 8 exons. Gene Ontology annotation, cellular component: mitochondrion. The record is from RefSeq and is a predicted model, not a curated record. The coding region runs from base 97 to 1752 and encodes 551 amino acids. Lineage: Eukaryota; Metazoa; Arthropoda; Insecta; Neuroptera; Chrysopidae. Gene Ontology annotation, molecular function: molybdenum ion binding; oxidoreductase activity; heme binding.
AGUUAAUUAAGCUAAAGUACUUUUAUGUAUACAUUUUACUACCGCGAUUAAUAAUGCAAAUACUUAAGAGAUUGUGUUAAUUACUCUUAUUUAAUCAUGUCGAAAAUAAUAGCGAAAACGCUUAAAAAUGCGUAUACUUCGACGUUUUUUAUGCAAACUUUAAAAAGUGCUACAAUUCCGAUUGAUUAUAAAUAUUCAAAUGAUAAUGAUAAUAAGAGAAAAUCGUAUCGAUUACUCCUAGCAACAGGAGGUGUAGUUUGUUGGUCUAUUUAUUACUUAACAUCUCGAAAAAAGGUUUACAAUGCUACAAGCUCAGUUGAAAUUGCAAGUUCCGAAAGUUUUGUCGCAAAGCUUCCAACAUACACUCUUGACGAAGUUGCUAAGCACAAUACUAGGGACAAUCGAAUAUGGGUAACAUAUCGAAAUGGUGUAUACGAUAUUACAGAUUUUGUUGAAGUACAUCCUGGAGGUGAUAAAAUUCUCAUGGCCGCUGGUGGCGCUUUAGAACCGUUUUGGACUUUGUAUGCAAUACAUAAUAGUAGCGAAAUUCAAGAAAUUUUAGAAGAUAUGCGAAUAGGUAACGUAAAAGAAGGCGAAAAAACGAGUAAACAAGAGACAUACGAUCCUUAUGAAAACGAACCUCAUAGACAUCCAUUAUUGAAACCAGUAUCGGAAAAACCGUUUAAUGCUGAAUGUCGUCCAGAUAUUUUAGUUGAAAGUUAUUUAACACCGAAUGAUUUAUUUUUCGUUCGAAAUCAUUUACCCGUACCGAAAAUUGAUCCAAAUGAAUAUGAAUUGGAAAUUGAAUUGGAAGAUUCGAAAAAAACAUUUACAUUAAGUUUAGAUGAUUUAAAAAAAUUCCCUAAACAUUCUGUGGAAGCUACCAUAAUGUGUGCUGGAAAUCGACGCAGUGAAAUGACAAAAAUCAAAGCUGUUAAAGGAUUAGAUUGGGGAACGGCAGCAGUUGGAAAUGCUGUGUGGAGUGGUCCAAAACUAUACGAUGUAUUACAAAAGGUUGCAGGAGUUACUGAUUCCAGUCCGUACAAUCAUAUUCAGUUUGAAGGAUAUGAUGUUGAUGUGACAAAUCAUCCGUAUGGUGCAUCAGUACCUUUCUGGAAAGGAACCGACAAACGUUGUGAAGUUAUAUUAGCAUACGAAAUGAAUGGUGAACCGUUACCCCGUGACCAUGGAUAUCCCGUACGUGUUGUUAUUCCAGGUGUUGUAGGUGCGCGUAACGUUAAAUGGUUAAAUCGUAUAAUUUUAUCAAAGCAUGAAAGUAACGCACAUUGGCAACAAAAUGAUUAUAAAGGAUUUAACCCAAGUACUGAUUGGGAUACUGUUGAUUUUAAAAAAUCACCAGCUAUUCAAGAAUUACCAGUUAUAUCGGCAAUAUGUUCACCAUUACAUGGUGAACGAGUUCACGUCGAGGAUGGGUUUAUUACAGUCAAAGGUUAUGCAUGGUCUGGAGGUGGUUCUCAAAUUGUUCGAAUCGAUGUUACAAAAGAUGAAGGUAAAUUUUGGUAUACAGCGACAAUUGAAAAACAGAGUUCGAAAACUGCUCCAAAUCAUUUCUCUUGGACAUUAUGGUCGUGUAAAAUUCCUGUUAACUCUAAUGAAAAGGAGGUUGAAAUUUGGUCGAAGGCAGUAGAUUCUAACUACAACACUCAACCAGAAAGUUUUCACAAUAUUUGGAAUUUAAGGGGUGUAUUAAAUAAUGCUUACCACCGUGUCAAACUAAUAUUAGAACACUAAAAAAGUGAUAAAAUUAAUUUUCGACCGGCAUUAAACAGAUUUAAGAAAAAUAAACCGUUUUUUAGGUUCAAAUAAACAUGAUUUGUAAAAAACAAAUAUUUUAUAUCAUCUGCCGGUCUGGUAUGGAUACAAUCGUCGUUAAGGCAAACUUUUUGGAUUAUUUUACGCAAUAGAAAAAUUUUUUAAAUCUAAAAACCUGAAUUGACAGCUUAAGAAGCUUUACCGUUAAUGUUCAUGAAGAUGUUUAAUUAAAUUUUUUCGGUUACGAACACUGAUCUAAAAAUUUUAUUUGGUAAAAGAUAAAAUAUAAUUUUUUUUACUACGUUCACUACUCUGGGCUAUGAACUGAAACAAAGCUCAGAAGAAAAGAUCCAACCAGAAUAUUUCUGGUUUCAAGAAUACAGUCUAGAAAGAUUUGUUCCAGCUUGGAUAUUCCGAUUUUUUAUGAGUAUAACUAAUGUUUCUAAAGGUGCUUGGUAUAUGUUUUUAUUGUAAAUAUUUGUUUUAAUAAAAAUUUUAAAAAUAAA